Molecule: messenger RNA, 725 nt
Organism: Pterocles gutturalis (yellow-throated sandgrouse)
Lineage: Eukaryota; Metazoa; Chordata; Aves; Pterocliformes; Pteroclidae
Product: carbonic anhydrase 3-like
Cellular component (GO): cytoplasm
Molecular function (GO): carbonate dehydratase activity; zinc ion binding
Source: RefSeq, a predicted model, not a curated record
GACCCGAGCGCUGGCAUGAAAACUACCCGAUGGCCAAGGGAGACAAGCAGUCGCCCAUUGAGAUCAACAGCAAAGACGUGCGGCACGACACUUCUCUCGGCCCUUGGCACGCCAGUUACGAUCCCGGGGCAGCGAAAACCAUCCUGAACAACGGGCGCACCUCCUUCGACGACACUUUUGAUCGAUCAGUGCUGAGAGGUGGGCCACUCACGGGAGCCUACCGGCUGCGACAGCUUCACUUGCAUUGGGGUUCCUCUGAUGACCAUGGCUCUGAGCAUGUUAUAGAUGGGGUGAAAUAUGCAGCAGAGUUACAUAUGGUGCACUGGAAUCCAAAACAUGGUAAUUUUGCUGGAGCUUUGAAACAACCUGAUGGUGUGGCUGUUGUGGGUGUUUUUCUGAAAGUUGGAAAAACUCCCAAACCAGAGAUGAAGAGAAUUCUUGAAGAAAUUGAUAACAUUAAGACCAAGGGGAAAGAGGCUCCUUUUCACCACUUUGAUCCUUCAAUUCUUUUCCCCAAAUCUCGGGAUUACUGGACCUACCAUGGUUCGUUCACUACACCCCCCUGUGAGGAGUGCAUCACUUGGAUUCUCUUGAGGGAGCCAAUUGAAGUCAGCUCAGAUCAGAUGGCGAAGCUCCGUAGCCUUGAACCUGUGAACCCACUGGUUGAUAACUGGCGCCCAGUUCAGCCUGUGAAGGGCAGGAUAGUGAGAGCCUCGUUCAAGUGA